Messenger RNA from Penicillium coprophilum, 1068 nucleotides. RefSeq lists its product as uncharacterized. Bases 1 to 1068 code for a protein of 355 amino acids. The record is from RefSeq and is a predicted model, not a curated record. The transcript has 2 exons. Lineage: Eukaryota; Fungi; Ascomycota; Eurotiomycetes; Eurotiales; Aspergillaceae.
AUGCAAUUAUACAAUGUCUUCGAAUUUCCAAUUGUGCGAGACCAGCUCAUCGCUAAUACAAUCCUUGUUGCUCUCGCCACUCUUUUGGUAAUAUUGCGUGGUGUCUCCCGACGAAUUCGAAAAGCUUAUCUAGGAUGGGACGAUGCAUGCUGCGUCGCGGGACUAUUUCACACAUAUGGAAUGCUCGCAAUGCAAUUCCACUAUGCUCGUGUCGGGAUGCGACACCACAUCGCCGUGAUACCCCCAGAGAAUGCUGUAUUAAUCGCCAAAAUGCUGAUGGUCUACCAAAUCGUCUACUAUAACGCCAUGGUUCUGGCCAAGUUCUCUUAUCUCGCCUUCUACCUGCGCAUCUUUGUGUCGCGGGAAUUUCGCAUCCUGACGUGGAUCUGUAUGGGCUGUGCGGGUGCAUACUGGACCGGCAGUAUGCUCCAGAUCUUCCUAAUUUGCACACCCUUCGAGAAGAAUUGGAACCCUACCCUACCAGGUCAUUGUGCGAGUCAGAACGUGGCUUUUUCGACGAUUGGAGCCUUUAAUCUCCUUACCGAUGUGAUGAUCAUGAUGUUGCCUAUUCGCUUUGUCUGGAAAUUGCAAAUGUCUCUCGCGACUAAAUUGGCGCUGGUUGGAAUCUUUGGAUUGGGUAUCUUUAUCUCUUCUAUCACCAUUGUCCGAAUCUUUGUCCUCACCACGGUCGAUUUCACCGAUCUAUCUUACUCUAUGAUUUGGGCUGCUUUCUGGAGUGUCACGGAGCCUGCUCUUGCCAUUGCAAAUUCCUGCGCGCCCAUGCUCCGACCGAUUCUCAAGGCUGCGUUCCCGUCCUUGUUCUCCAGUGUCCGUAAUGCAUACUCGACUCAGCCGUCAACGGGACCCAGCCUGAGCAAGAAUAGUACGGCGAAACGGGAGCAUGGCAUAGAUGAGAUGGAUAGUGAGUUUCCACUCACACGAUUGGAUCAAAUACCAGGAUCGGCAGACGGAGGGUCAUUGAAUGAUCAGUCGCAGGAUGGUCGCUUGCACUACACAUCAUAUCAAACCCCUAGGUUAGCCGUUGGGACUCCUAAAGGAUUACUAUAA